Messenger RNA from Cylicocyclus nassatus, 2040 nucleotides. The record is from the annotation of a GenBank genome assembly. Lineage: Eukaryota; Metazoa; Nematoda; Chromadorea; Rhabditida; Strongylidae.
AGUACUCUGUAAUGGAUGGUAAUUCACCGCAAGACAUCCAAAAGGAACAAUCAAAGGUAGAAGAGCAACAAGCACCAGCACUGCCACCAAAGGAAGACCAACCCAAGUCAGAUUCAGGGAAAAUCAGAGGGAUAGCAGAAACAUCAAUUCAAUUGCCGCAACGAACGCUACUAAAUAAGGAUGAAUUGGAGCAACCAGAGAAAGAAACAAGCCGAAAAGCUUCAGAAUCUGCAAAGGAUAAGCCGUCAAGUCCAGAAGAGAAAAGAAGUCACCCUGGACCACUGAAGGAGAAGCAAGACGACGGAGGCAUUCCGGAAGUAAAUACUGCAUCGAUAAAAGGAGCGUCACUGCCACCUCCUGAAAAUCUUGCUUCAGCUAGUGCUACAUUAUUUGAUAAGAUUGUGAAAGAAAGUGCGGAGAAAAUUGGAGACACUUUGAUAGACGAAGCUGCUGAAAAAGUCAUGGCUGAACUUGAAGGCGAGCCUUGGUAUCACGGCGCUCUUCCCAUUGAAGACAUAGCAGCAAUGGCAACAUCAGAAGGAGACUUUCUUAUCCGCGAGCUUGAGCCGGAAGAAGGCAGAGGUCCAAUGCCUUGCUUAACAGUGCGACUAGGGACAUUAUUGAAAGACUAUCCCAUUCAUACAGUCCAGGUUGGAAAAUCAAGAGUAUUUACCAUUGACGGAGUUAACAAAGCAGGCAGUGUUGUGAGCAUUGUUCAAAAGCAUUUCCAAGAAAAAAUAAAGCUGCAAGAUGAGGCAAUUUUAUUGAAACCUAUAUCAAAGCAACCAUGGGAACUAUCAAAAUACAAGAUUAAUCUUAUCAACCGAUUAGGAGAAGGAGCGUUUGGAGAAGUAUGGAGAGGGACGUUCCGUCAGUCUCCUUCGAAAACAGUCGACGCUGCUAUAAAAGUUAUGAAAAUAAAAGAAGACAACAGAAAGGUUAUGCAGGAAAUGUUCAAGGAAGCUCGUUUGAUGCGACAGUACCAACAUCUCAACGUCGUUGCAUUUUAUGGGAUGGUAAUGGAGAACGAUAAUGUUAUGAUAGUGAUGGAGAUGGUAAAUGGUGGUGGACUCGACCACCACCUAAAGACGGUGGAUGUAGGAAUACCGGACAAGUGUUCGUACGCCUUCGACGUUGCCUUGGGUCUAUAUUAUCUGCACAGCAAACGCUGCAUGCACAGAGAUCUGGCGUGCAGAAACUGUCUGAUCGACACGCAAAAAAAUAUAGUAAAAAUAUCGGACUUUGGGCUUUCCAAGCAGGCAGACUCGUACAAAAUAAAGGCUAACGAAAAAAUUCCGACGAAGUGGCAAGCACCAGAGGUCGUCGCUACUCAUGUAUAUACCCGUGAAUGUGAUGUAUACUCGUAUGGUAUACUUGUUUGGGAGAUCUUCAAUAAUGCCAAAAUGCCAUUCGAAGAGUAUGAUAAUAAGACAGUGCGAGCUCGCCUAUCUGAUCCAAACUUCCGCCCUCCUCUUUCAAACGAUCUCCCCGAUGAAAUUCGCAUAGUAGUCAAAGCAUGUUGGGCAGCGCAGCCUAUUAACAGGCCUGUAAUGAAAGACGUUGCUUGCAUCCUUAAACGCUUUGAGAAGCACAAUGUGCCUUCAAAAGCUAUAAGAAAACCUGCUCUACCAACACCCGCAGCACCUCCACCAGCACCCGCAAUACCUCCACCAAUACCCGCAGUACCUCCACCUGCGGUACGACCUUUACCUCGAACCCAGUUCAUUCGUAAGGCUGCUACUGCAAACCCGAAUCUGGCAAGACCAAUCGCACCAGUAGUCUCAAGGGGAAUAAUCAGAAGACCCAGCACAAUGCCUCUUCCAGCUCCAAAAGCUCCACAUCAAAAGACUCCGCUACCACUUAGAAAGGUAAAUCCGUUAGCAAAACCACUUCCUAGUGUCAAGAAGAAGCCACCAGGCUUCGUACAACGGAGAAGGAGAUAGCAGUUUGAUGCCUUGAAUGCACGUUCCUACAAGACAAAAAUGUCGUGUUUACAUAAGUAGAAAAAGUUUGUACAAUUCUUCAAUUCUGCUUAAUUAC